Anoplopoma fimbria (sablefish) is the source of this 1020-nucleotide messenger RNA. RefSeq names its product coiled-coil-helix-coiled-coil-helix domain containing 2 (gene chchd2). Bases 125 to 637 code for a protein of 170 amino acids. The transcript is spliced from 4 exons. Gene Ontology annotation, biological process: mitochondrion organization; positive regulation of transcription by RNA polymerase II. Gene Ontology annotation, cellular component: mitochondrion; nucleus. The record is from RefSeq and is a predicted model, not a curated record. Lineage: Eukaryota; Metazoa; Chordata; Actinopteri; Perciformes; Anoplopomatidae. Gene Ontology annotation, molecular function: sequence-specific DNA binding.
CGAGAGACAAAUGAUGUAACACAGAAAGUUCCGGACUAUCUAAAGGUCGACAUCAGGUAGCCCGCAUUCUGCGUCCGCUUUUAAUCAGCCAGCACUCUCACAAAUAUCACCAAGAGUAAAUAAAAUGCCAAGAGGAAGCAGAAGCCGGACAUCCAGGAUGGCCCCUCCAGCCAGCCGGGCCCCACCAUCACCGCCACCUAUGGCCAGGGCCGCACCACCUCCCUCCUAUGCCCCGGCUCCAAUGCAUGCUCCUCCAUCUGCUGUGGGUGCUCCCGCUGCAGCACCCAGGCAGCCUGGUAUGUUUGCCCAAAUGGCGACCACGGCGGCUGGAGUGGCAGUGGGCUCCGCGGUAGGACACACCAUCGGCCAUGCCAUGACUGGAGGCUUCGGUGGAGGAAACUCAGAGCCUGCCAAGCCUGACGUCACAUACCAGGAGCCGUACCAGCAGCAGCCACAGUCCAUGUACCAGCAGCAGCCACAGUCCAUGUACCAGCAGCAGCCCCCUCAACAGCAGCAGAGCUGCUCCUAUGAGCUCAAACAGUUCAUCGAGUGUGCCCAAAACCAGGCCGACCUCAAGCUCUGUGAGGGCUUCAGUGAGGUGCUGAAACAGUGCAAGUUCUCUAAUGGUCUAUCAUGAGACUGAGACAAAAACCUGAGAUUGAAGAGCGCACACACAAACUGUAAUGAGCAACCAGGCUCGACCAAUACUAAGAGUGUUUUAACCUACAAGAAGAUCAAUAAACAUGCUUUAUUUUGACAGCUGAUUAUCAUUAGAAGGCAUCAUUGUGUUCAUUCUCAGGACAGUGCUGCAGAUUUUGUAACAAUAGUCGUAUAAAUACUGUUUAUAUAUUUUGCUGCGUGUUGAUUUCGGUUGUUGUCAUCAGUGAUUUUCAUUAGCGUCUGCUUUUUAAUUUAAAUUGACUGCAUUUAUUUCCAUCCUCUGGAUUAGCGAUGUCUGCAGUUUGUGUUCAGCAUGUUUUUAGAUUCCAAAAUAAUAAAGCACUUGAAUCAUAAAAAAAA